Molecule: messenger RNA, 3722 nt
Organism: Linum trigynum
Lineage: Eukaryota; Viridiplantae; Streptophyta; Magnoliopsida; Malpighiales; Linaceae
Source: the annotation of a GenBank genome assembly
GUAGAAGUCGGAGGCUGUCUGCUGUUCAUCCUAAUUGAAUUUCCAGUCGGAAUCGACACCGGUGGCAAUAACUCCGGCGAAUGAGGCAGUGUGGCGGUAGUGAUGGCAAUGGGGCGAGCGGGUACCUCAAUACCCAUGUCCUGUCAUAUGCUACUACGGUUCGGGGCGGGAAAAUCCGUGCGGGUACGGGGAGGGACGGGACUAAGGAUGUCAAUCCAACCCGUAAUCAUGGGUACCCUACCCGACCGUAACCGGUCAACGAGUAUAAUUACCCGCUUUGACAAAGUUAGUCAUUUCUUACUUUUUAUUUAGAAACUCCAUUCAACUCAAACUUGACUUUUCAAUGUUUUCAGGUCACUCUUGUCUCACUCAAUCCUAGUUAUUGUCAUAGCGUAAAUCAAAGAACGAACACUCCUAUAGGUUUAUUAGUUCUCUCCGACUUCAAUCCAUCAAAUCAAAUAUUGCCGAUGACAAAAAAAAUUAGAUAUCAUCAUCUCCCUUCUGCUUAUCCUUGCCUUAAAUUUUGCCUUAAAUUUUGGAACUUAAUGAAGACUUUGAUGACCGCGAGAUGUAGAGGAGCUAAAUCGCUCAAAUCUAACUUUUCAAUGAAGUGGGAAGUAGAGUGAUCUUAGAAAAAAUCUCAAAGUACACUAGUUAUUAAAAAAAAUUCUCAAAAUACAUAAGUUAUAAAAAAAAUUCCAAAAGUACACAUGUUUGAGCAUCACCGUUUUAGACAAAGGCGGUGAAGGAUAUCACCGCGUCAGACUAAAACGGUGAAAAAUUCACCGUCUUAAAGUAAAACGGUGAUGCCUUCACCGUCUUAGUCUAAAACGGUGAAUGUCUCACCAUUUUAAACUGAAACGGUGAAAGAAUCACCGUUUUAAUUAAAAACGGUGAGCAGUUCACCGUUUUUCUAGGAUGCGGUGAAGUUGCUGACGUGGCAGACACGGGGUAUUCACCGCGUUAGACAAACACGGUGAAUAACCCGUGUCUGCCACGUCAGCGAUCCGCGCCAGUGUGCUUUCACCGUGGCCGUUAGAUGCGGUGAGGCGCGGAUCGUGGUUUUCUUCCCACGAUCCGACGCCUCACAGCAAGCCACGUGGACGGGGAACAGGUUUUGGGCAAUGCCAGUCCUUCACCGCGUUCAUCAAACGCGGUGAAUGCUCCCCCACAUUUACUGCGCAGCAGCUCCUCCCCCCCUUCCCCCAACUAUAAAUACCCCCUUCCCCUUUCACUUUCAACUCACCCCACAAACAUUUCACUUCUUUCUCCCUCAAUUUAUCCGCUCUAGUCUCGUUCUAUGUAUGCUCUGUGGUUGCGGCUAAGUCCGAUCUUCCACAUCAGAAAGAAUUACUAGAGUUUGACCCUAAAGCCCCCGUCCCGCUAAGUUCCCGUCCCUUACAAAGCUAAACCCGUCGAACCUCUGUCCGGCUUCCGCCAAUAAUGGACGAAGAGGCUCUUCGUGUAGGUUUUUGGUUUGUGAUUUUUUUAAUCGAAACAAUUUGAUUUUUUUUUUAUCAAAACAAUCUCUGAUUUCAUUACUUUUUUAUAGAUGGGUGCCGAGAUAUACGAUCCUCGAUUGUAUAUCCAUUAUGGCCCAAGGGAUGCGAGUCUCUUAACCGAUCAAGAAAUGCAUCGCUCUCGUGCCAUUUGGGAUAACAAUCCGGAAUCUCUUGUUCCCGUGGUUCAUAAAGGGACCAAUAACUUGCCCGCUUGGAAUCCAAGGUUGGAGCCCUAUAUAGCGAGGACCGGUUUGGGAAUGUUGCGCCAUUUCUUGCGGAUCGAGAUCGACAACGAUCUGCUUACGGCAAUGGCGGAACGAUGGCGUCCGGAAACCCAUACAUUUCACCUUGCGGAGGGGGAAAUGACGAUCACCCUCAAAGACGUGGCGAUCCUCACCGGGCUUCCUAUAUCUGGAGAUGCCAUCAUUGGGAACACGACCAAACCCGGAGGAGGUUGGGGGCCGCUCAUCCGUGAUCGUUUGGGCUUCGACAUGCCGACCACCACACCAAAUCAAGGACGGGGGCAUCCACCGUUGAAUGCGGGGCAAGUGUCGGUCCCGUGGCUGGUAUCUCACAUCCAGCAAGAGGUGGAAAUCAAUGACGAGACACCGGAAGAACAAGUCGAGCGCUACGCCCGCAUCUACCUCAUCGAUUUGGUGGGUGGAUUUUUGUUCCCCGACAAGUCCAACCGGUGGAUUCAAGGCAUAUGGUUGCCAUUGCUCACCGGUGACUGGGAUGCAAUUGGAGAGAAGAGUUGGGGAUCGGCCGUGCUAGCGGGCGUAUACCGGGAGCUGUGUACUUGCUCGAAGGUUGGGGCAAAGCAAGCUGGUGCUGCGAUGUUCAUCGUUCAACUGUGGGUAUGGGAGCAUCUUCCAAUGUUCGCACCUCUCGACCCACGUCCAUACCGGAGAAACGAUGAUGAGCUCAACCUUCUGCAAAAUCUCCCCUACGGUGUCAAGUGGAUAGGAGCAAAUACGAAUGACCAUCAGCCUGAGCAUUCGUUACUGUUUUAUCGUUCUGAGUUAGAUAAACCAUGGUGGAAUCAGGUUAUAUGGGAUCCAUAUCCACGUGAAGUGGUUGAGCUGCAUCAUCUUAGGCACCCUCUGGAUCACGAGACGUGGUUGUGCAAGGUGCCAUUGAUCUGCUGGCACAUUGUGGAAUGGCACCUACCCGAUCGAUCCCUGAGGCAAUAUCGAAUGGAGCAACCAAUUCCACAAGACCCGCCAGUAGGUUUCAGGGAGCUACAUGCUAUGGACCUCCGAAACAAUGCAAACUGGACGCUAAAACAUGGAUUCUACAUCAACAUCUGGGAGAAUCGAUCCCAAUGGGUGGUGCAAGGGAUGCCGGAGACGAGACCGAUGGGCUACCACGAUGGGUACAUGCAGUGGUAUCGGAAGUUCACCCUGAGAUGGGUGUCAAAGCAAGGUGCUGUGAUGGGUUCGUUGGUUGAUGGUUUGGAACACGCGAAGUACACUCUCGAAAGUGCUCCAACCAUGGAUGAGCGGAAGACUACUUGGUUGACCCGACUUAUGAGAAACCUCCUAAGUUGCACCAGAGAGCAAAGGAGGGAUGUCGUGGCCUAUCCUCCCGUUCCUGCCCCGGCACGACCCUCAUUCCGUGAUGAUGCAGCCAUUGUGCCCCCGGUUGAGCCCCCACGAAGGAGCAAACGCAGGCCUUUGCCUACGUUCGAAGAGGUGCGUACCACUCAAGCAACCGAGCUCCCCGAACCGUUCGAGUACCAGUGGGCACCUGCAGCGGAUGCCGGUGGAGGGUCAUCGAGUCGUGGAGGAUCUCAGGAAUGGGACACUUUCUCUCAUGGGUUCUCUCAAUUCCAACAUCAGCAACAAAGUUCGAUGUUUCAGACCCCGCAACAACAAACUCCGAUCAUUCGUCAAGCUACCGCUCCAACUCAGCCACCACCACCACCAUAUGUAACCCCAGUUGGGGCUCGGGUCAAGAGAAAUCCGCGACCAGCCGUUGAGCGAGCCCGCCAAGAAGCAGCGGCGGAGGAGGGAAGAAGGGGUCGAGGACGUCGUGGAGGACGAGGAGGAAGAGGUGGAGAUGGGGGCCAAAAUGAAGCAAAUGAGUGAAUUUAUCGUUUUAUCAUUGUAGUGAACUAUCAAUGUUGUUUUUGUGAUUUUUAGGUGUUGUUAUUUGAGUUUGCAUUGUCUAAAAACUAUCAUACGCACUUAAGUUGUCGAAUGAAUUUUCUGGAUCAUU